AUGGGCGUCACCAGCAUCCAGGACGCGAAGGUCCUGAUCGCGACGACAAAGGUCAAGGAACGUGGAGCCGGCCUCAAGGAUCUUAUCCAUAUCCUAAAGCAUAAUCAUGGCAAAUCGAGCCUCGAAACCAUCACCAACAAGGCGUACCUGGCGCUAUGCGAGACGCUCUUCCAAUGCGUGCGAGAAGAACGGUCAGCGUACCAACACGCCAAAACCCACAAGAUUAGAUCAGUCCAAACGCACGCGAACCUCCUCCAGCUUUCCGCCGCCGCACUCCGCCAGGUUAUCAACUCGGCUCUGCGCACCAUCAAGACGACCACCGUCGAACUGAUCAUCGAGACCAUUAUCGAACUGCUGCCCGGAAAUGAUGGGACAUUCCUGGAGCAUCUGGACGAGCUCCCUAAAGCGCUACGGGCUCUGUUGGAAUACCAACCCCAUGUCGAACGUAUGUCACAGGGUUGUUGGGAUGACACCGUCAAAUUCUGCAUUGAGUCUCUCUCCAAGGUCUUCUCUGAAUCAGAGGAAGAGCCACAGGAUAGCUGGGAGACGACAGUUUCGAGUCGCGCCCGAACCCCCUUCGAGUCCACCGAUGGUGUACCUAAGCCCAGUCUGCGAGGCACUGACAGUGCACCAAGAGCCACCCCGCGAGGCACAUCGUCCCGGAGCAAACGCUUUACCGACGAGCAGACCAUCACAGCUGAGGAUCUAGUUCAAUGCCUGCGCAUGCUCGUCAGGGCUUCCAAUGCCCCUAUUUCUGACAGCGCAGAUGUCCUUCUUAAUGCCCUUGUCGCUUUUCUCCAGAAGAGGACGGGUCGUGGAAGCCCCGCCGCGCUUGCUGCAAUCAAUGCCAUCUUACCUCGCACCAUAAUGUCCAAAUCCCAACUCAGUGAACAAGUCGUUAGGGAGCUCCUGCCGCUGCUGAGAUCAUUGUGGUCCGAACCUGCUAUAAGAGACGAGGUCAUGAUAACCUUGACUUACAUCGAAGCGCAUCUUUGCCACCUUGUGGCUACCGACAGUGAUGAUUUACUUAGUAUCGAUUUAGAAGCAUUUGUUGAAGCAUUAUACAACGACUACAGACGCAGACACGAGACUACAGCCCAUCAAUUUCUUGAAGAAGAUUACUUGUGUUUUCGCAAAGUAGGUGGAAUUGUCGCGAGCGCUCACCCGCAGUCAACGCACACGUUUUCCAUGAAUACUGAGAAUGUCCGCUACGAGUCUUUGUGGACUACGGUCGCGACGAUGGCAAGACUUUCCGCGAUCUUAGACAACAGAAAGCGCACGCUCGCUCAUGGUAAGCAACGUGAAGACGGACUAGCCACGAAGCGUCACCGCAUCACCCAUCAUCUUGACGAGUACCUUCGACAUGUCUCAGAGCCACGUUCCAACGCAAAACGGUCCGCCCUGCAAGUCCUUGCAUUCAUGGUGCAGGAAGUUCCGCUUGACGAGGACCAGAUUUUGACCAUACUAGAGAAAUUAACCGUCAUCAUAUCCGCUGAGAACUCCGUGCACUCUUCCUGGGCUAUGAUUACACUAGCAGCAACCGCUUUCCAAAAGCAUGCUAAAAGUCCUGCGCUGAAGCCCUAUUGGUCUUCGGUCUGGCAAUCUGCAUCCCGAGUUAUCACAUCUCUGUCCUCGUGUCGUGCAGCAUGCCAUCUGAUGGACGUACUGUUGAAGCUCGACGUUGUUUCAUUCUCAACAGUCACUACUAGUGUACAAAGCAUGUUGUUUUCGGUUGAACUCAGUGGGCCAGCGGUUCUCACGGAGACGAGCGUGGCUUUUAUGACUACUUUGAUCCGCGAGAGAGUCAAGGAGAACCCCACUAGUCAUGGUAUGACUGCUGAGAGGAUACUCAACUGGUUAUUCGGCAAAUGGACCCCACAUCUCUGGGCGGAACGAACGUCUACUUCUCUCAACGCGCAUCAUUGCGAUGCCCGUGACAUACUCUCGCUAUUACACGCUUGUCUCGAUCGCCCUUUCACCCCUGUACGAGCUUCCACUUUCCAAACACUGGGCCCCGUAGCUCAGGCACGUCGACGAACCGAGACUUUCGCCGACCUCUCUGCUUAUCUCCUACUCCUUGAUCCUCAAGAGAAGUUUAUCAGGGACUUGCAGCUCGUACCUGAUGCCGUCGAUUCUACGCCAUCCAGUCAUGCCGUACAACUUGAAAGCCGUAUAGUUGAUUUCUGCGUCAGUGAGCUAGAGCGGACCAAAUCCCGGUGGAAAGCCAUGUCGCAGCAAAAUCCACAAGGUAUUACGUCCAAUAUGUGGCGUGUCAUCACCAACUUCUGCAUUGUUACAGCGGCACUGAGCGCUUUGCUUGAACGCCAUGACCGUCCUGUAGCUGCACUAGACAUUGCUACAGACAGUAUCGCACAAUCACUAGGGCAAUUGCUCGCGAAACCUCAGACCGAGGAAUAUAAGAUGGAGGCAGUUCUUGAAACGUGUGCUGCGAGCCUACCAGACAUCAACUCUCUAAGCACCCUUUCCAAAAUGGUGUUUCGUGAGGCUGGUAUCUCGUCCUUGGCAAAUCACUUGUCCCGCGCUCUCGGGAGCAGACAGGAGACGAAACAGUCCUUUUACCCUGAAAAUGAUGAUUUUAUGGAAGUCGAUGGAGGUCUUGAUUCGCAAAUGACCAAUGGCACAUCUGGACAUGAGGUAGAUGUGCCACGCCACGACAUCCAGGCAUAUGGAGAAGCCGGUGCACUACACGCAUGCUGUGCGGCCUACCUCCACCUGAUCUUCUCGGUGGCUGAUCAGGUCGAGGAUGAGCGAGACAACAUACCUUCGGAGUUCGUCGAGCACUUAAUCUGCAAGUCCGCGCCCGACUUACUCCGUUCCCGACAACUAGUUCAGAGUCUACUGUGCGGCCACUUCCACAUAUCAGCAGCAGAUUGCCUCAAGCUCCUGGAGAAGCUUAUGGAAGCUUUGAUAGAUCCCACUGCACGAGAGUAUAACUCAUCAGAAGUAGCCAACUGUAUGAUGGUCGAAUCUCUGGUAGGAAUGACAAAAGUGUGGAGUCUUGAAGCCGCCGAUCAGAAAUCACAGGACGUCAAAGAGCAAACGAAAGCCCUCUACCAUUACUAUACUAGAGAUAUGGAGCGAAGUGGAUUUCGCGCAUCCCCGAGUCUUCAGACCCGUGUGGCCGACUUUUUACACGGCAUGCUAUGGUUCUACAGUCUCUCGGACGACACCAAAUCGCCGUCAGUACGCACAAGACUCUUUGAACUCUUAGCUAGAGGCGAAAUGACCGUCAAAUUUCACAUCGCCAAAAAAUUACCGACCAUCUUCGAAGUUUGGUCCCUUUCUACGCAUGAUGACAUUUUGCAAGACGUUGACAGUCAUCUUCCUGGAGACGGUGAAGACCUCGAAGGGAUCGCGAUGCGUUUGCUCGUUCUGUCGAAGCUGGCCUCCCGCUGGCAUACUCUUCUCAGGCAAUGUGUAUACCGUGUUUUUGCAACCGCUGGCGUUGUCGCAGCCGCAGCUCAACAUGCAAGCCACUGUAUAUCUGAAGUGGCGCGUGCCAAGAACUUGGGAGACUCUAUGUCCUUGUUUCGACUGUUCGCUCCCCAAGUAAUCUUCACCUGGCUCGACCGCAAACGGAGGUUCGCCGAGAUACCCCACACGAUAUUCGGCUACGACUCGCUCAAGCAUCUUUUACAUGAUGUCGAGUCAGAAGCCGUCGGGCAGGCCAUCAUGCUUGGUUUGGAGUUUGAAGUCGACUACAUCGCUGGAGAGCUAGGGGUCAGUGUGUCAGAACUACUUGCGAAAAACAUAAGCAAAGCCGCCGCGUACACCAUAUCCUGGGAUACCUGUAGAGGAUACGGACGGAAUCAAGAUUUGCCGAGCAAUGAACAGCUGCUUUGCAAGCUUCUUAGCAAAAGUGACCACGAACAAAGGGUCAACGGCGACAAAAGCAACAACAGAAUGGGCCAAAUGGCUGGUACUAAGCAUAUAGCUUUGGAUCAGGAGUAUUUUCCACGAGCGCUCGGUCACUUGUUUCAGUCUGUUGACCACGAGGAGAAGAUAAAAAAGUCACUUGAGAAGCGUAACUCGUCAGAUCCCGCUCUCCAUGCCCUGACAAGGAUGCUCAAAAAUUCCCACUCAUCCGUAGACUUCAACGUCGGUAUCGAACCAUCCUUCUCUGCGUUCUAUCUUCCCGAUCAAGUCGACCGGCUAUGUCGCCGAACAUUUGGUGGCAUAACAAGCUUUUGGAACCCUACCACAUACACGCUUGUCGUGCGGAUGCUGCUAGACAGGAUCCAUCCGGCGCUUGGUUCGCUGUACGCCCGAUCCAUUAUUCGCAAGAUCAGAAUAGUCGUGGCUUUCGCAGGUCCGGUAGCUUAUCAAGGUUACCCUUUGCAGAUGACGCUCCAAUCUCUGAGGCCUUUUCUCACAGACAUCCAGUGUGCCGAAGAUACUAUCGGCAUAAUACAAUACUUGUUCGAGAAUGGUGUGCAAUACCUAAGCGGCAAUCUCAGCUUCGUGACUGGGAUCGGCUUAUCUGUUUUGAUUUCACUACGGAGCUUUCUUGGAUCUUCUCAGGAGGUAAUGACGCAACAUUCUCAAUAUGUAGCUUCGAUGGAUUCUGCAAAAGUAUUUCACACAUGGCUCACAGCGAAACUCAAAGAAUAUGCCGAAAGUCUGACUGUCAACGAUCGAUCUUCAGUCAAUGCGUUCAAGCUCAUAACGACAGCCGCCUCCCAGGUACGUCUACAGGGUAAUUCCAUCCGCGACAGUGAAGAAAGCAAACUUCUGCUCGAGAUUUUGGAGGAUGUCAGAUCGGGUCGCAAGCUUUUGAACACGACGUCGCGAGACGUGGCGCUCAACUUGCUGUGCCAAGAUUUCCAGCCAGCGCCGACCGCCACGAAUGAUAUACUUGGAAAUGACGCGGAGGCUGCGGGCUACGCACCUUUCGUGUGGGAUUCAUGCCGACGAGGCAACGUGGGUCAUGGCUAUCUGCGUUGGGCGGCGAGAGUGCUAGGCCGUGCGUUCAGCGCAUUUGGCGGUGUCGAGCGAAACACAGCGCAUACUCAUCCGUGGUCAUCUCAGGAUCCGAGCACGAAAGGCAUCCUCGGCCGAGCUUCACGAGAAGCUAUUGUUCAAGAAGUUAUAGACAUCCUCUACAGCGAUGAUCGCAAAGAUGUGAGCUUAGCAGAAGAUGCACUCCGAGUAAUAGUCUCCCGACUUUCUCAGCUCCGCCGCGAUGAAGCGGAUGAAGUUGUACGUAACAUUUCGGACCACCUAGCGGAGGCGCUGAAGCUGGAUCUGUCGCCAUCCUCUACUCCAUACCAUCCCAAUGAAUCUUUAAAGAGCAUUGCCGCCCCUGCAUCGCAUACGAGAGCAGCAUCAGAAUGGAUAAAGGACCUUGCCAUCGCUCUGUGCAGUGCCGCCUCUCAAGAUGAGGUACUAGGGGCGCUUCCCAGGCUUCUCAAUGGCAUGAGCCACAUGGCGGAUAAGCUUUUUCCAUACAUCCUGCAUCUUGUCCUGCUCAGGGAAUUUGAAGGUGAUAGAAGAGUUCGACAGAUCAUGUCUGAUGCAGCAAGGGGCUGGUUCACCAAUUGCGAGGCGACAGACGUGCCGUAUGUACGCAGCCUUCUUCAAGCCAUCCUAUACCUUCGUAGCCAGCCGAUUCCCAAGGAGAUGACGAGAGUCGAUCGAGAUAGAUGGCUGGAAAUUGAUUUCCUCCGAGCAUCAGAAGCCGCUACGACAUGUGGUAUGUCUCGAACGGCGCUGUUAUUUGCGGAAACAUUCUCGGGUACACCUGCAGUGAAAAGCGUUCCACGAAGGUCGUCCGUGCUACAAGAGCCUCCGAGACUUCCCGUCAAAUUACAGCUUGCGAUUUACAAGAACUUGGACGAACCAGAUUCAUUCUACGGCGUCGACCAAGGUUCCAGUCUCUCAUCUGCCAUCGAUCGGUUCGACUACGAAGGAGAUGGACUAAGCAGUAUGCUGUUCCGAGGGGCUCGUUUCGGAAGCCAGAUGCGCCGCUCAAACGUCCUAGAUGCUACCGAUUCGCGUGGCUUUAUCAGCAGCCUGAUCAAGCUGAACAUGGACAGUGUCGCCAACGCCCUCCUUUCUACCGAUCAGUUGCGGGACAUUGGAGACGAGGCGGUAGACUACACCUUACACACAGCGCGGAAGCUUGGAAAGUGGGAUAUCAAAGCACCGGAGCUAAAUCACAGCGAAUCUAGUAGUCUCUACAAAGCUUUCCAAGGUCUUCACUACGCUACGAGCGAAGCCAAUGCCCAAGCUAGCAUCGACAGUCAACUAUUGGCGACCAUGGAGUUCCUGUCCGGACGCGAAGACUCCACGGCGUUGACCAAAAUUCGGCUGCGCACUCUAGCAGCGCUAACUGAAGCUGACGAGCUUGUCCAAUGUGGGAGUCCUGACCGACUACUUGAUUCUUGGGAUCGUAUGAAGGGACGUGAAAAGUGGAUGCAGACCGGCGAGUUCGAUGAUGUACGCCAGCUGCUAUCGUGCCGAGAGACAUUGCUGAGUGUUAUGGGCUCCAACAACGCCCUUCUGGAAUCCAUGCACGCAAGGGCUGGCACGCUCCGCAGUAUGGAAGUCGAAGCCCUUGUAUCUACUUCGACGAUCUGCAGAAGACACGGGGCGCUCCAAGAGUCACUCACGAGUGUAACAUACCUCAGCGACAUUGUGCAGGAUUGUAAAGCAUUUGGCCUUGAUGUCGAGGCCAGUGCAAAAUAUGAAGAGGCUAAUGUGCUGUGGGACCACGGAGAGCAGGAGAAGUCGAUACGCAUUCGACAAGAGCUGCUCGACUAUGGUAACUUUGAUUCUCAGGAUCAGAAAAUAAGCCUUCCUGUAUUGUUGGCCAAACUGGGUCAUCACUUAGCCGAAGCUCGAUCAGCAACGCCUGAAAAGAUCAUUCAAAACUACCUGAAGCCAGCAAUUAAAGAGCUCAAGGGCCAAACACAAGGACCUGAUCCUGGACAAGUUUUUCAUGAGUUUGCUUUGUUUUGUGAUAAACAAUUACAGAGCCCAGAAGCCGCCGCCGACAGGGACCGUGCGAAAUCUAUCAUGGAUCGAAGAGCUCAGGAGAUACAAGAUUUUGAGAGACUUAUUCGUCCAGAGACAAACAAGCAGAUCCGCGACACCUAUAAGAGGUCUCACCACAAAGCCCAAGUCUGGUACAAGCUGGAUCAUGCCGAGUACGAAAGAUUACGCAAAGGCCGCGAAGAAUUAUUGCGCCAAUGUUUGGAAAAUUAUCUACUCUCGCUGCAAGCAAGCGACGAAUACAAUAGCGAUGCGCUCCGAGUAUUCUCACUCUGGCUGGAGCAUUCCGAGACCACGCUCGCAAACUCAGCAGUACACGCACAUAUCGACAAAGUUCCUAGCGGGAAGUUUGCAUUGCUAAUGAAUCAGUUGUCUUCCCGUCUUCAAUAUGACCGGACCGAGUUCCAGAAGUUGUUGACCCACUUAGUCUUCCGCAUUUGCAUAGAGCAUCCCUACCAUGGCAUGCAUCAGAUCUUUGCGAUGCAGAUGAAAACUCCCAAUGUGACCAGGGAAGACAUCAUGAGGUCAAAAGAUGAAGCAGCCAAAUCCCGCCAAAAGGCUGCAGAUCUCAUCGCGCGCGAAUUGGCAAAAGACAAACGCUCCGCUACUAUCUGGAGCUAUCUAUACCGCUCAAACGAGAUCUACCACGCUCUUGCUAUGUUCAAGGAUGACAAGGAGCAGCGCUCGGGCAGAGAUAUCCCGCUAGACAGAUACCCAGAGUCAAAAGCAUUGAUGCAAAAGGUCCCUACGUACAAAGUUCCGCCGGCCACUCUACAAAUCGAAGUUCGUGCCGAUAUGGAUUACAGCCAUCUUCCUAGGAUUGUUAGGUUCAAAUCCAGAAUGAGCAUUGCCAACGGACUGAGUGCGCCAAAGGUUAUUACAGCUAUAGGCUCAGAUGGGCAGAGCUACAAGCAAUUGUACAAAUCUGGCAAUGAUGAUCUUCGGCAAGACGCGAUAAUGGAGCAAGUGUUCGAUCAAGUUUCUCGCCUGCUCAAGAAGCAUACCGCAACACGACUGCGGAAUUUAGGUAUUCGCACAUACAAGGUGCUUCCAUUGUCGACGCGCUCUGGUCUCAUGGAGUUCGUGCAAAACACGAUUCCGCUUCAUGGAUGGUUGAUGCCGGCACAUGAGAGAUACUAUCCGCAUGACUAUAAGCCUGAUAAAUGCAGGAAGGAGAUUGGAGCUGUUCAGCAAGACUCGCUGCAAAACCGCGUAAAGGUAUGGAACAAGAUUGCGGAGAAUUUCCAUCCCGUGAUGCGCUACUUCUUCCUCGAACGCUUCCAAGACCCAGACGAAUGGUUCGAGCGUCGUCUAGCGUACACUCGGUCCACAGCUGCCAUUUCCAUCCUAGGGCAUGUACUCGGUCUCGGCGACCGGCACUGUCACAACAUUCUUCUCGACGAGAAGAGCGGAGAAGUCGUACAUAUUGAUCUUGGUGUCAGCUUCGAAGCCGGCCGUGUCCUGCCUGUGCCUGAGGUUGUACCGUUCCGCCUCACCCGCGACCUUGUCGACGGAAUGGGUUACACCGGAACUGAGGGCGUCUUCCGCCGCUGCUGUGAAUUCACAAUGGACACUCUCCGCGAAGAACGCGAAUCUAUAAUGACUCUCCUUAACGUGCUUCGUUACGAUCCCCUCGUCAACUGGAGCGUAACCGCCACAAAAGCAAGACGCAUGCAAGAGCAGCAGGACACGAAUGCUGUGCAUCGUUCUGGCACUGUCGGUCCGGAACGUACGCCUGCGCCGUCUGGUAUUUCUGCGGCAGAUUUGGAGGUGCAAGGGGACGACAAGAAGAAAGAUGAGCAGGCGGGUGAGGCUGGGCGGGCCCUCAGUGUUGUGGAGAAGAAGUUGAGCACGACACUGAGUACGAAAGCGACGGUCAAUGAGCUUAUUCAGAGUGCGACUGAUGAGCGGAAUCUAGCAGUGCUGUAUAUGGGAUGGGCUAGCUACGCGUAG
Didymosphaeria variabile is the source of this 8967-nucleotide messenger RNA. RefSeq names its product Serine/threonine-protein kinase tel1 (gene TEL1). Gene Ontology annotation, biological process: DNA repair. The transcript has 7 exons. The coding region runs from base 1 to 8967 and encodes 2988 amino acids. The record is from RefSeq and is a predicted model, not a curated record. NCBI's taxonomy places the organism in Eukaryota, Fungi, Ascomycota, Dothideomycetes, Pleosporales, Didymosphaeriaceae. Gene Ontology annotation, molecular function: protein serine/threonine kinase activity; protein binding.